AUGUUUGCCGCCCUUGGCAUCGUGGCUGAGGACGAUGAGGCCCAUCGUAUUGCUAGUGAGUUUAUAGAGGCGAGUAAGGAGCCAAUCUUCAAGAAUAAUAAUGGUCCUUAUGUGGAAGUGUGGUUUGGGGAUCAGAAACUCUUUGGCCUUGUUGAGCGUACAGCACCGAAUGAUUUCAUUCAAACAGCUUGCGAAAUGAGUGAUGGUGAUUGUAAUAAUGAUAAUGAUGAAGAGAAGAAGACAUCCAGUUCUCUUCACAUCACACAAAAUGUUUCUUUUGUUCUUCGUCUUUCUUCAGUAUCACAUGAUGCAUUGUCAUUUCGGGCACAACCAGAAGAUUCGUUUAUGAACUGUGUGAAUCUUGUAGUCGAUUACGCAGAAAUGUUGAGGAGUGGAAUGCAGGAUGAGUUUGCAGGAUCAGAUGCAGAAGCAGAAUACGUGCGUUUCAAAGAAAAAUAA
Molecule: messenger RNA, 459 nt
Organism: Trypanosoma theileri
Lineage: Eukaryota; Euglenozoa; Kinetoplastea; Trypanosomatida; Trypanosomatidae
Exons: 1
Coding region: 1-459 (152 amino acids)
Source: RefSeq, a predicted model, not a curated record